AUGGAAGACUGGAGAAGAAUUGACAUUGAUGCAUUUGAUCCGGAGGCUAGAUUGAGACCUGAAGAUUUGGUUCCAAACUAUGGCACGACCAUAACUUUAUCAGAAUUACAACCCAAAAUCUCACAAUUACGUUCUUUAGCUUCUAGUGGUGACAUGAGUUCUGCUAUCCAAUUAGCUACCUCCGAACCUCCUUAUAGUGCUGAUGAGCAAACAAAGCAUCAGUAUUUCCUAGCUGUGCUGGAGGCGCUAGCUCAAACUAGACAAACUGACAUGGCUAAAGUGGUCAAGUCUUUAGAUAGAGCCCAAAAGGACGUUUUGGUGAAAUAUAUAUAUAAAGGUAUGUCGUUACCAGAAGGAAAAAAACAAGGUGGUAUACUGUUGGCUUGGUUUGAAAAUUUAACCCAAGACUCAGGCGUUAAUCCAAUUGUACAUUACAUUUCCGACAGAAGAACUGUUUAA
Tetrapisispora phaffii CBS 4417 is the source of this 459-nucleotide messenger RNA. It is a transcript of the gene ARC15, whose product is annotated as Arc15p. Gene Ontology annotation, cellular component: actin cytoskeleton; cytoplasm; Arp2/3 protein complex. The record is from RefSeq and is a predicted model, not a curated record. The coding region runs from base 1 to 459 and encodes 152 amino acids. Gene Ontology annotation, biological process: Arp2/3 complex-mediated actin nucleation; regulation of actin filament polymerization. NCBI's taxonomy places the organism in Eukaryota, Fungi, Ascomycota, Saccharomycetes, Saccharomycetales, Saccharomycetaceae. Gene Ontology annotation, molecular function: actin filament binding. The transcript has a single exon.